Molecule: messenger RNA, 3384 nt
Organism: Perca fluviatilis (European perch)
Lineage: Eukaryota; Metazoa; Chordata; Actinopteri; Perciformes; Percidae
Product: semaphorin-4E-like
Exons: 15
Coding region: 970-3318 (782 amino acids)
Biological process (GO): negative chemotaxis; positive regulation of cell migration; semaphorin-plexin signaling pathway
Molecular function (GO): chemorepellent activity; semaphorin receptor binding
Source: RefSeq, a predicted model, not a curated record
UGCUCGCCGACGAUUGUGGAGCCGCUACGUUUACUCGCAUGUAGGACGUACGGUGCCUGCCUGUGGUGCAAGGCGGUGACAGUAUCCGAGCUGUCAACGUUUACAACCACACCACAAACUCUCUAACACACGCAACACACACGUAGGCUACAACACGCACGCACACAUAACACACACGCACACUCAGCGGGACCUGAAAACAAACCCAGACAGGAAAUCAACGCCCAUAAAUAAUAUCGGAGCAUACCGGAGUGGGCGGGAAGAUGGGUUUUAGUUUUACCAUAUGUCAAUGGUUUUUACACAGAAGGGCGUGGCUUGUACACGAUUUUUUUUUUUACAUUCAAAUCGGUUUGUAAAUAGGCGUGGGAAGAAGCAUCUCGUAAAGAAAAGUUAACAAAAAAAGCUCCACAAGAUAACGGUAAUUGAAUAUAAAAGGGAAUCACUAAAACUGUACAGUAUUUGAGAAUAGUCUUAUACUCUCUCAGAAAUAUUAGGCUAUAUUCUUGUUAAAAUCUUAUAUAGAUGUCCUAUUACAACGGCUUAUUUGGCCAUUAAAAAAAGAUUAAGUCACACAUUUACGAGAAAAAAAAAACUUAAUAUUCUCUUUUUCAAAAAGGUAAAACAAUACUAAAAAAGUGAAUAUACAAUUGUGUGAUAUAACAGGCACACGUAGGCUAUCACAUAAAUCGUCUUUUACUCGUGUAGGCUAUAAUAGUUGCCAAUAUUAACUGCACGUUAAAAUGGAAAAAAGAUGGAACUAAUCAUAAAGCUUCUCGAGCCAUAUUUGUCAAAUGUUCUAAUAGGAAUCCCAAUUCAGUGCGCGCGUUCGGUUUUAGAACCCCGUGCACCACAUUUCAGACUCUUCACUGACCUGUGGAUACAGCUGUGAAUCCGCAUCACAAGUGGAGUUAUACAAGACCAGAAAACACUGGAACGUAUUGACUGCUGCAGGCUACAACAAAUAAGGUGAUGUUUUCACUGUUUUCUUCUCAGAAAACGAGAUCACCAGCAGACAUGAUGAGAUCUCCCAUGGUGCUCAUGUAUUUCCUCCUCAUCAUGAGUGAAGGCCUUGCAGUAAGCAACAGGCCCCGCAGGAGUGUUUCCUUUCAAGACAUGAACUUGAAACAGUUUAAAGAGUCCGGCUUUAGUAGCUUGAGCUCUUUGAUGAUACGUGACGACAUCGGCCAGCUUGUCGUCGGAGCCAGAGGAAAAGUGCUCAUCCUCAGCUUGGAUGACAUCACCGAAAAGACCAGCGAGGCUAAUUGGACGGUCAGUUCAGCAGACAAAGCCCUCUGUCAAAUGAAGGGCAAGCACACUAAGGAAUGUGAUAACUUCAUCCGGACUCUACACACAAUGGAGGAUGGUAAAAUGCUAGUGUGUGGGACAAACGCUUUCAACCCUGAAUGUGACUACAUGACUUUCACAAAUGGAAGCGUCUCUCUGGAGGGAAAUAAGCAUGUGGGUAGGGGUAAAGUUCCUUAUGACCCCGACCAACGCUUUGCUUCCCUUAUGAAUGAAAACACUUUGUACUCGGCCGCCUCCUCCAACUUUCUGAGCACAGAACUGGUGUUUCAGAAACAUGGACUGAACCCUCUCAAGACUGAAAUGACACGCUCCUGGUUCAAUGAGCCUACCAUGAUUUCCGUAAGCCUUGCUGAAGCGAGCAAAAACAGUGAGGACGGUGAAGAUGACAAGGUAUUCUUGUUCUUCACUGAAACCGCUGUAGAGGAACAUCAUGACAACAUCCAGGUGUCAAGGAUUGCCCGGGUGUGUAAGAGUGACUUGGGGGGCGAAAGGACCCUGCAGAGAAAGUGGACUUCUUUCUUAAAGGCCCGUUUAGACUGUCCAUUUGGCGGUGCUGGCUUGUCACCCCUGGUCCAGGAUGCUUUCCUUCUCCAAGAUCCAAAUAACUGGAGGGAUAGCACCUUCUACGCCACAUUCACCGCCAACUCGGAGUCCUCCGGUGCUUGCAGCCAGUCUGCUGUCUGUGCAUACAAGCUGUCAGACAUCAGCCAGGUGUUCAACGGGAGGUUUUUGGCUGAGAUGGAUACUGGGAGCUGGGAAACAUACACAGGAGAGGAGCCAUUCCCUCACCCUGGUUCAUGCAUUAACAAUGAACUGCGGGCCAAAGGUGUGAUGAGCUCUCUGGACCUCUCCGACAAAGCCCUGCUGUUUGUGAAGAGCCACCCUCUGAUGGACGGGGUGGUCACACCGAUAGCUGGCAAGCCUCUGCUGGUCCGCACGGGGAUACGAUUUUCCAAAAUUGUCGUGGACCAGGUCACAUCACUGGAUGGACGACGGCAUCAAGUCAUGCUUAUUGGCACAGACUCUGGUUGGCUGCAGAAGGCAGUGAGGUUUGAUGGUGAGGACGGCCGCGUCAUCGAGGAGCUGCAGCUGUUUCAAACUCCUCAGCCAGUCAACUUUCUCCAGCUCUCCUUCAGAACAGGCCAGCUGUACAGUGGCGUCAAUAACAUUGCUGUUCAAGUUAAUGUAAGGGACUGCAGCCGCUACACAUCGUGCGAUGACUGCCUUCUUGCCAGAGACCCAUACUGUGGCUGGGACAAGUUUAGAGCCCAGUGUGCGUCUGUUGUUGGCGCACUACUCGGGUCUAUGAUUCAGAGUUUGACAGAUGGAGACAUCCAGAUGUGCCCAAUCACCGAGUUGAAAAACAAACCUGCUGUUGUCUACCUCAUCCCUGGGUUAGUGCAGUUCCUCCCAUGUUCCCCUGAGACAAACCUCCCGAUCAGCUGGCACCUCUCUGAAAGCAUCCUCCUUACCGGUCCCAGACACACUGUACUUAGCCAGGGUCUCAUCAUCAGACCCACCGAUUCUGAUUCUGGCAUUUACACCUGUGAAACCGUGGAAACAGUAAAGGGGAAAGUGCACCGGAAGACUGUGGUCCAGUACUUUGUCGAAGUUCAGGACACUAACACUCUUUUCAGGACAAUGAGGGUGGCUGUAAUCACCUUGGCUGACUUAGCCUGCUUGCUGAUGUUGCUCAUAUGCAGCGCCCUUGUGAUCAGACACCUAAAAGCAAAAAGACAAAAUCACAUCGGUUGUGGCAACCAAAACAACAACAACAACAACAACAACAAUCAAAUGAUCAUUGUAAAGCCUUUUUGUCACUAUGACCAGAGUUUGGAUCGACACAUGGAGGAAGGGUUGGUUCACUGUGACCAGGCAGGGGAGCAGAGUGUGGAGGCUGGAAAUGUUAUAUCUAUACUCGUUCUCCCAGAAUGCCCUGUGGCAAAAGCGGCUGAGGAGGAGUUGGAGGCAGACAAUGACAACAGGUGCACAUUUAUUGAGACCACAGGAUGAUCCCCUCCUUUUACAAUUAGCAUGUAUGUUUCAAUAAACACAAAAAAUAAAACAAUACAAAUAAUA